AUGCAGUCUGGAAUCUCAGCAUCGAAAGAAUUGCAGGAUGCAUUCAACAACCUCGUGUCCUCAUCCUCACAACGAGGCCUCCUAGCAACGAUAAAGAACGAAACCCUCGUACCUCUCGAAACUCUGCAAGCCAGUGGAGAAUUCCACAGCGAUCUGUCUGGCCUGUCGCAGUACCUUAGCAAGGAUGAAGCGAGAUAUAUUCUGCUCAAGCAAGAUGGCUCGGCAGCCGACGGCUACAUCGCCGUAACAUACGUACCCGACACAGCCAAUGUGCGCCAGAAGAUGCUGUUCGCCUCGACACGUUUGACUCUUGUGCGUGAGCUGGGAGUCGAACGUUUCCGCGAGACCGUCUUCUGCACUACGGCUGAGGAGCUUACACCGGCGGGCUGGGAUCGUCAUGAGAAGCACAACCGUCUGGAUGCACCUUUGACUGAGGAGGAGGCUGGUCUGAAACACAUCAAGGACACCGAGGCGCUGGAGAGUAGUGGAGGUACUGGUGGUAGAAGUCUGCCCAGUGCAGGUAUCGCCCUCAACCUUGGUGACGAGGUCAGCGACGCUCUCGAGAGUCUCAAGGAUUCUCGUGAAGGCUCGCUGGUCAUGAUCAGAAUCGAUGUAGCAAGCGAGACCCUACACCUCGACGCUUCGAAACAAGACGUCCAACCCGCCAACCUCAGCUCCGAGAUCAGCUCAUCGGAGCCCCGCUACUCCUUCUACAACUAUCCUGGUCAGCAAGGCGUUGUCUUCAUGUACAGCUGCCCUAGCAAGAGCAAGAUCAAAGAGCGCAUGGUCUACGCCUCGUCCCGCUCGCAGCUCGUCACCCUGGCCUCGAACGUUGGCCUGAACAUCACAAAGCGUCUCGAAGCCAGCUCUCCUGAUGAGUGGUCAGCAAGCACACUGGCCGAGGAGUUUCAGGAACAAAAGGUCGAGACCAAGACGUUCGCGAGACCCAAGAGACCUGGAAGAAGGUAG
Molecule: messenger RNA, 969 nt
Organism: Aureobasidium subglaciale EXF-2481
Lineage: Eukaryota; Fungi; Ascomycota; Dothideomycetes; Dothideales; Saccotheciaceae
Exons: 3
Coding region: 1-969 (322 amino acids)
Biological process (GO): barbed-end actin filament capping; actin filament depolymerization
Cellular component (GO): actin filament; cytoplasm
Molecular function (GO): actin filament binding; actin monomer binding
Source: RefSeq, a predicted model, not a curated record